AUGGAUCCGCCAACCACAUCCUUAGACAGCAGCGAUCCUCAGGAAGUGGAGGAGCAGCGCACUUUUGCCACGAAGUUCGACUCGCCGGUUGCCGCUCAUCUGGCGCCUACCAACCUCCCUCUGAACAAGGUCCAGCGAGCAUGGGAUCGUCGCCCACAGUCGCCUUUCUCGCGCAAGAAGGUGCGGUUUGGCAAGGUAUGGAAGCGAAACACUGCGCCCUCGACCGACGCGACGAGCAUGUUUGCCGGAUCGUAUGCGCUUGAAGCCAUGCGGGUUGAGAGCCCAGGGAAGGCGGUCAAGAAGAUGCGCGUGGACUAUGGACAAGUUGUGAGUGACUGGGAUAGAAGAGGAAGUCCGAACAGACGUAUCGUGACUAGGAGCAGUCGCGUCGCGGAGCUGGUUGCCCUAGACGAGGAAGAGUCGCAAGAGCAAGAUGGGCAGGCGGAAGAGGAAGAAGCGCUGAGGGUGGAGGUCGUCGGUGAAGACGGUGCCGUGCAAGAGAUUGGCGCAGAUGAAGAGCUGCAGCAAGAUGAAUGGGAAGACGAGAGUGUGACAGAAGAGCAUGUCUGGGACGCUACACUGAUGCAUCUUGGCGAGGCUCCUGGUGCUCGCACUACUAGAGAGAACGAACAAAUCGAAGUCGAGAACAGUGCCAACAUGGUAGCGACGACAGACGUGGUCGAGAAUAAAGCUUUCGAGCCAUCUCAGGGCGAUCACCAGGAAGAACCCGCAACGCAAAUCGUUGUUUCUGCUGACGCUGGACCUGGACCAGCUGUCUCCAUACAGACAAAAUCGUCUCUGCAAGCCCCAGUCCUUCCAGAGGGUUUCGUAUCCCCUGUCAAGGAAAGGCGCCGACGACCCAUCAGUCAGGUCAAGCAGGCCCUCGCAAACCGGCGCAGGACGCUGCCCGUGAACUUCUCUGCGGCUCCAGCUCAGCCUACCGCGAACACGGACAUGAUAGUCGUACAGGACUCUCCAGGUCACGCCGAGCGUCAAACUGCCACCGAGCAGCUUGUGCGAAGUGAGCAAGCGCAACAACAAUGCUUCAGUCCUCUCCAUCGACGCGAUGAAAGCGGAGCAUCAACAAUGGAGGCAACGAUCGAUGCAACAGAGGACACUGAGGAAGAUUCCGGCAAAGAAGAAACAUCAAAUGAGAACGAAUGGGAAGACGUUGAGGAAGAGAAUGAACUGGGCGCUCCCGAUGCGCCGAGAGACAUGACACCGGAGCCUAUUGCGCAGGCCGAGUGGAUCGACACAGUUGAAAAUACACCCACCAGUCCCCAGGCCGAAGCAAAUGCAUUCGAUCGAUCCUUUGCAGCGGAAGUGCAUGAUCGCGUGGCAGAUCUGGUCUCUCCCAGCAAGCUACCGUCCAGCCCGGUUCCAAGCAUAACAGGCCAGCAUCCACGCUUGCCCCUUCGACGUUCACCAAGACGUCAGUCUACGAGCCCAUUGAAGAGGAGCACAAUUGCACCGCUUGGAAAGUCGCAUUUGAUUGCUUUCACGCCCGUGAAGUUGCCAGUUUCCCAAUCGAGCACACAAGAGCCGUGCCUCGCAAGUUCUCCUCUACCAACCAGCCCUGCACUUCUUCAAAAUGCAGAUUCACCCCAAACGAGCAUGCCAACCCUCACUAGGUCGUCCUCGGCCCCGCCUGAAGAGCCUCAGAUGUCUCCCCGAAAGCCAGGACAGCCUCGCCUGUCUGACGACACCGCGCUCCUGCAAGCGUUCAUCAACCGGGCAAGUGAAAGCAAGAAUGGCAGACGGACAUCAGCAACCGCUAGGCGCGAGUCGCUCGAAAACCGUCGCAAUUCCGACGCAGUUCGCCAGGCUUUGGCAAGCCCAGCAGUGAAGCCAGCAGCAACAGAUGUACUUGGAGAUUUGGAUCCUAACAGCCCAUCUCCUCGCAAACAAGCUGCUGUUGAGUGCAGUAUCAAGCCAUUACAGCAGGAAGAACAAGAUGAGCUUGCACAGUCUUCGCCAGCCAGAACAGUGUCGCGCCGCAGUGGACGAUCAAAGAAGAAACCAGAAACACUUUCCGCGGCAACGUACUCCGGUCCCAACAAGAUAUCCAUUCGAGGCAGUGCAGAUUCAGUAGUGCUUAAGAAGACGGAAGCUCAAGAGUUGGCCCAGGCGACAAGAAGCAACACCAAGAAGAAUAAGGGAGGUGCUGUCCUCCCACCCCUCCGGCUCACUAGAAUGGCCAAGGAAGCGGCCCUGAAUGAUGGCAACGAUGUCCCAGAAGUUGCCAUGGAGGAGGGUGAUGCCAAUAAGAAAGGCAUCAAGUGGGCGGAGACAUUGGCGACAUUUUAUGAAGGCGCGAGCGAGCCAGAGAUAUCGAUGAUGAUCGAUGAGCUCAGUGUGCCCGAGCCUGGCGCUGGAAAUGAAUCUUCCAGGCCUGACACCGAGAUGACAGGACUGUCUGCUCCGACUCCUGCCAGUGAAACACCUAGCAAGCCACGGCAGCGUCGCCUCAAACCGACAAGGAUGGCGUCAACACCCGCACAAGCAACACGCUCCACGCAAGCCAGUGUGGAGGAGGAGCCAGCCAAAGAGACCAAAGCGAAGCCUAUGGUGAGGAAAAGGUCACGUAUUGCAACUCCAGCGAAGCCGCGAGGCACCACCGCUGCUAGCACCUCAGAAGCGGCCGUGGAUGAAGUGAAGGUGGAGCCCAAGAAGACAGCCGCUGCGAGGAAAGCUGCGUCCAAACUACCUGCGCCCACCGUUUCAGCCAUACCAGCUGCCCAAGGCAAAGAAAACAGUGUCAUUGCUUCACCUCCAAAGAAGCGUGCCAAGGCUCCAGCAACACCUGCUCUAGGUUCCGCAGCUUUGGCUAAGAACUCACAGCCGAAGUUGGACUUCAGCAAGGGUGUUGGCUUGGAGAAGAAGCACGCCGAGAGCGGGAACGGUGCCGUUCCUGGAAUUGCCAGUCCUGCAAAGAGGAGUGCCAGGACAAGUGUUUUGUUAGGAGAAGAUGGAAGCGUCACUAAGAAAGAGCUGCCGCCCAGUUUGGGUAGUCCGGCGAAGAAGAGGACCAGACGAACCCCAGCGUAA
Molecule: messenger RNA, 3048 nt
Organism: Zasmidium cellare ATCC 36951
Lineage: Eukaryota; Fungi; Ascomycota; Dothideomycetes; Mycosphaerellales; Mycosphaerellaceae
Exons: 1
Coding region: 1-3048 (1015 amino acids)
Source: RefSeq, a predicted model, not a curated record